AUGGCGAAUGCCGGAGGACUGACGACCAGUGUCCCGACAGGGCUCCAGGGAUUGAUCAAGGUCACUGAAUGGGGAGGGGAAGAAGGGACAGAGUGGCAUACUGGAUCUGUCGACGACAUCAUCGACGUGACCGUUCAUUUCGGAGAUGAAAAUAUCACUAGGAUGGACGUAACAUACGAACUUGAUGGAGAGAUUGAAACCAAGAGCUACGGAGUGACGGGACUUGAAUCUGAGAGAAUUAGUUUUGAGAAAGGCGAAUACAUCAAAUCUUUAUCGGGACGUUUUGAGGAAAUGAACGGAGUCGUCGUGAUAAGAAAACUUACGGCUGACAAAGAUGACGGCGAUUCGAAGGAUUUCGGCAAGGACAGUGGUACUCCUUUCUCCCUUUCUCUCGAGAAGGGUAAGGUGAGCGGCUUCCAUGGACGUGCUGAUGCAACCAAAGGUGCAAUUACUGCACUUGGGGUCUACUUGCGGGCUGAUUAG
This is a messenger RNA of Musa acuminata AAA Group (dessert banana), 483 nucleotides long. RefSeq names its product jacalin-related lectin 3-like. The record is from RefSeq and is a predicted model, not a curated record. Lineage: Eukaryota; Viridiplantae; Streptophyta; Magnoliopsida; Zingiberales; Musaceae. Bases 1 to 483 code for a protein of 160 amino acids. The transcript has 3 exons.